Molecule: messenger RNA, 714 nt
Organism: Paraphaeosphaeria sporulosa
Lineage: Eukaryota; Fungi; Ascomycota; Dothideomycetes; Pleosporales; Didymosphaeriaceae
Exons: 1
Coding region: 122-508 (128 amino acids)
Source: RefSeq, a predicted model, not a curated record
UGCCAGGGGUCAGAUGUAAGCAUCCAGCCCGGAGACUGGCCGGUCAGACAACGUCUAGAAGAUACGGAGCUUCGUAUCUCUGCUCAAGGACCCCGUACCCCUAGCGCCAUUCCCGUUCCGCAUGGAAACAGUCUCUCUACCAGUCCACCGAAAGUAUCGCCACUAUUACCCAAAGCAAAAUACCCCAUUCGAACACUGCAUAUCCCAAUUAAUACCACACAGUCCCUUCAUCUCCCCCAACUAUGAUCGUCCACCACUCCCCGCACAACACGGCGGCCCGCAAUCUGCACAUCAUACCGCAUCCCAUCACACAUCACCUCUUACUCACAUACUGUCGUCAAUGCAUCGACCACAGCAUGCACGACGUACCCCACUACAUCCCUGCUCAUCCAGGUCUUCGGUGCCUAUCUCCGCGAUCGCCUCUUGUGACAAGGUCCCGUUUCAAGGUCCCCCCCUGUGUCUGAGAACAGUGCGUACCCCGUGCUGCGCUGGCGCUGCGCCUGUUUGAGGCCUGCGAGCGCCGUUUGAGGCCCCGAAAGCCGGAUCGAGACGUCCCGGGCCAAGCGAAGACAGUGCGGACCGGAAACGGUCGGAGUGGCUGUGAAAAGCGGUGAGGGGCGGUGAAUGAGGGGAGUCACAAAGGACGCGACUGUGAGCGUUGUGGAGGACGCGUGCGUGUAGCGAAAGAGUUGUGUUGGUGCGUCUGUGGUACGA